Malassezia restricta is the source of this 222-nucleotide messenger RNA. RefSeq names its product ubiquitin-like protein 5. NCBI's taxonomy places the organism in Eukaryota, Fungi, Basidiomycota, Malasseziomycetes, Malasseziales, Malasseziaceae. Gene Ontology annotation, biological process: protein modification process; mRNA splicing, via spliceosome. The record is from RefSeq and is a predicted model, not a curated record. Gene Ontology annotation, molecular function: protein tag activity; protein binding. Gene Ontology annotation, cellular component: cytoplasm; nucleus. The coding region runs from base 1 to 222 and encodes 73 amino acids. The transcript has 4 exons.
AUGCGUAUGAUUGAAGUGCUGGCGAACGACCGCCUUGGUCGAAAAGUCCGUGUAAAAUGCAGUCCAGAAGAUACCGUGGGAGAUCUGAAGAAGCUGAUCGCGGCCCAAACAGGCACAGCGCCCGAAAAAAUUGUAUUAAAGAAAGCGUACUCAACGUUUAAGGACCACAUCACUUUGGCUGACUACGAAAUUCACGACGGAGACUCACUCGAACUUCAUUAA